Messenger RNA from Nomascus leucogenys (northern white-cheeked gibbon), 1580 nucleotides. It is a transcript of the gene ADRM1, whose product is annotated as ADRM1 26S proteasome ubiquitin receptor. NCBI's taxonomy places the organism in Eukaryota, Metazoa, Chordata, Mammalia, Primates, Hylobatidae. The record is from RefSeq and is a predicted model, not a curated record. Gene Ontology annotation, biological process: ubiquitin-dependent protein catabolic process. Gene Ontology annotation, cellular component: cytoplasm; nucleus; proteasome regulatory particle, lid subcomplex. Gene Ontology annotation, molecular function: ubiquitin binding; endopeptidase activator activity; proteasome binding.
AAGCGCCCCGCGGCCCGCGCUUCCGCCGGAAAAGAGCCGCCGGCGCGGGGGCGGACCGGGGAGGAGCGAGUGCGAUGGACGGUCGCCCUCGCCAAUCGUUGGCAGGUCAGGGCCGGCUGCGCGGCCUAUGGGGCCUAAUCGGCGGCGAGAGCGGCAGGCGGGGCGGGCCGAACGCGGGCUUCCGGCGGGGCCCGGCAGGCGCCGAGGAGGAAGAGCGAGCCCGGACGGCGCCUCUCGAACGAGUGUGGGCGCGAGGCAGGAUGACGACCUCAGGCGCGCUCUUUCCAAGCCUGGUGCCAGGCUCUCGGGGCGCUUCCAACAAGUACCUGGUGGAGUUUCGGGCGGGAAAGAUGUCCCUGAAGGGGACCACCGUGACUCCGGAUAAGCGGAAAGGGCUGGUGUACAUUCAGCAGACGGACGACUCGCUUAUUCACUUCUGCUGGAAGGACAGGACGUCCGGGAACGUGGAAGAUGACUUGAUCAUCUUCCCUGACGACUGUGAGUUCAAGCGGGUGCCGCAGUGCCCCAGCGGGAGGGUCUACGUGCUGAAGUUCAAGGCAGGGUCCAAGCGGCUUUUCUUCUGGAUGCAGGAACCCAAGACAGACCAGGAUGAGGAGCAUUGCCGGAAAGUCAACGAGUAUCUCAACAACCCCCCAAUGCCUGGGGCGCUGGGGGCGAGCGGGAGCAGCAGCCACGAGCUCUCUGCGCUAGGCGGUGAGGGCGGCCUGCAGAGCCUGCUGGGGAACAUGAGCCACAGCCAGCUCAUGCAGCUCAUCGGACCAGCCGGCCUCGGAGGACUGGGUGGGCUGGGGGCCCUGACCGGACCUGGCCUGGCCAGCUUACUGGGGAGCAGCGGGCCUCCAGGGAGCAGCUCCUCCUCCAGCUCCCGGAGCCAGUCGGCAGCGGUCACCCCGUCAUCCACCACCUCUUCCACCCGUGCCACCCCAGCCCCUUCUGCUCCAGCAGCUGCCUCAGCAACUAGCCCGAGCCCCGCGCCCAGUUCCGGGAAUGGAGCCAGCACAGCAGCCAGCCCGACCCAGCCCAUCCAGCUGAGUGACCUCCAGAGCAUUCUGGCCACGAUGAAUGUACCAGCCGGGCCGGCAGGCAGCCAGCAAGUGGACCUGGCCAGUGUGCUGACGCCGGAGAUAAUGGCUCCCAUCCUCGCCAACGCGGACGUCCAGGAGCGCCUGCUUCCCUACUUGCCAUCUGGGGAGUCACUCCCGCAGACCGCGGACGAGAUCCAGAAUACCCUGACCUCGCCCCAGUUCCAGCAGGCUCUGGGCAUGUUCAGCGCAGCCUUGGCCUCGGGGCAGCUGGGCCCCCUCAUGUGCCAGUUCGGUCUGCCUGCAGAGGCCGUGGAGGCCGCCAACAAGGGCGAUGUGGAAGCGUUUGCCAAAGCCAUGCAGAACAACGCCAAGCCCGAGCAGAAAGAGGGCGACACGAAGGACAAGAAGGACGAAGAGGAGGACAUGAGCCUGGACUGAGCCACGCGCCAUCCUCCGAGGAACCGGGCGCUUGCAGUGCGUUGCACACCUUCACCUCCACCCACUGACAAUAAAGUCUUCUCUUUUACCUGCCAA